This is a messenger RNA of Symbiodinium sp. CCMP2456, 587 nucleotides long. Lineage: Eukaryota; Dinophyceae; Suessiales; Symbiodiniaceae. The record is from the annotation of a GenBank genome assembly.
GAUGGGAAGUCGUGGCGGCUGCCAAGCCGAGCCGCUCCUCUUCCUUCAGCGAUAGCGGAGCUGGAGACAGGGCCGCUUCUCGUCCACACGAUGUCCCUGAAGAUUUGGUGAUGGGCUGCUUGGACCCGAGUUGCGACUCCCUCUUCGGGCCCGGUUGUGAGAAGCUGCGCUGUUGCUGCUGUCGGUUCAACUUCUGCAGUCGGCAUCUUCGAGGUCCGUGGCUUCUGGCCCACCAUCGGGGUGAGGGAUAUGCCAAUACGCUGGUGGAGAACUUGGGUGUGCCUGCCAAAGCCGGCCCGAUAUUCUUGUGCUUUGCGUGCCAUGAGCGGAUGCCAUUCCCCCUGCCAAGUGAGCAAAGGGCCACGAACCAGAUUUAUACUUCGCCGCUUCAGCCCUCGGAAGCGGGCUACUUGCCCAGUGAGGUUUUGGCGCUGCGGAAGUUGCCCCUUGCAGGACUGUAUGAGGCGGAGGAGUCCCCACUGAGACGCUCGGCCAAAGCCUUGCUGCUGCGACUGCUGGAACAGCUUCGCGUACGCCUGCGACCAUGGACCGAACCGGAGAGGGAAUGGCUGUGGGGCAUCGCACGG